Messenger RNA from Aspergillus steynii IBT 23096, 1074 nucleotides. RefSeq lists its product as uncharacterized. Lineage: Eukaryota; Fungi; Ascomycota; Eurotiomycetes; Eurotiales; Aspergillaceae. The record is from RefSeq and is a predicted model, not a curated record. Gene Ontology annotation, cellular component: cytoplasm. The transcript has 2 exons. Gene Ontology annotation, molecular function: glutathione transferase activity. The coding region runs from base 1 to 1074 and encodes 357 amino acids.
AUGACCGACACAGAAUCCAAAAUCUACCAUCACGCCGACGCCGACGGGCACUUCCGUCGACAAGUCUCGUCCUUCCGCUCCUUCGUCUCGCCCGACCCGACGGCGGAAUUCCCGGCCCAGAAAGACCGCUACGUGCUCUACCUCGCGUACGGCUGUCCCUGGGCGCACCGGACCAACAUCGUGCGCGCGCUCAAGGGCCUCGAGGAGAUUAUCCAGCUGGUGGUGCUGGACCCGGAGCUGGGGCCGGACGGCUGGUUCUUCUCGGGGCGAUGGGGGUCGGCGGAGGAAGACCCGCUGUACGGGUUCCGGCAGCUGCGCCAGCUCUACUGGAAGGCCGACCCGGAGUAUCAGGGGCGGUUCACGAUCCCGGUGCUCUGGGACCGGCGGCGCGAGACCAUCGUCAGCAACGAGAGCAGCGAGAUCAUCCGCAUGUUCUACUCGGCCUUCGACGGGCUGCUGCCGCCGGGGCGCCGCGAGGCCAACCAGCCCGGCGGCGGGCUCUAUCCACCGCAUCUGAGGGGGGAGAUCGACGCGAUGAACGAGUGGGUGUACGAGCGCAUCAACAACGGCGUGUACAAGACGGGGUUCGCCACGACGCAGGAGGCCUACGACGCCAACGUGUAUCCGCUGUUCGAGGCGCUGGACCGCGUCGAGGAGCAUCUGGCGCAGCCGGGCCACCAGCCGUAUCUGUUCGGCGAGCACAUCACCGAGGCCGACGUGCGGCUGUACACGACGAUUUGCCGGUUCAAUGUCGCUUACUACUUGAUCUUCCGGUGCAAUCUGAAGAUGAUCCGGCAUGACUAUCCGCGCAUCGAUCGCUGGUAUCGACGGUUGUACUUUGACGAGUCCGAGAGGACUCGCGGCGGGGCGUUCAAGAAGACGACGUUCUUUGAUAUCGUGAGUGAACCGUUUGCACUGCAGCUCCUCCCUGGCCUGAAACGCAUGCUAACAGCGUUUUCUCUUGAUCAGUAUAAGUACAACUACUUGAAAGCGCUGGGAAAGAAGGUAGGCGGGUCUCAGACCGUCAUCCCAGCCGGUCCAGUGCCGGAUAUCCUGCCAUUGGAGAAACUGUAG